UGCCAAUGCCAACAGAUACCGCUUUCUCUGUGUUUCGAUUCCUAUUUUCCCCAUCAAUCCAUCCUCCUCCUUUGACCGCCUCCUUCUCCACUCUGUCCGAUCUCGAACAGACUUACUCUUGGUCCAUCACCUCUCUUUUCUGAAUCUGACAACUUCGUAAGCCUGUCCUACCUUUUGUUCUGCUCCUCUCUUUCCCUCUCCUCUACUCUCCUGACGACAUAACAAUUUCAUCUUCUAUCCCAUUGUCUAUCCCAGCGCCGUUUCGGCAUUCUUGAUCUGUCUCCACUUCCUGAAGCCAAGGCCAAGGGCGCCCAAGACCGCUGCAGACGGACUUGCUGCGCGCUGGUGUCUGAAGCUGACGAUCUUUGUCGACCUCGUCCCUGCUGCGCCAUUGCCCCUAGGCUGCUUUCCUGCAGCUACAGCGUGCUUCUGUUUCCUGCUCUUUCUUCUGUUCUUGUUUCCACCUUUCAUCAUCUCCUUCUACCCACUAGCGUUCUUCCGCUCCUCCUCCUCCUCCUCCUCGUUCUCUUUCCUCCCUACCUCGUUCUUGCGCUACGCUACAAUCCCAGACCUCGCUCGCCACACCACUUCCGGAUAACACCCAACCCCGUCGUCAUCCGGCCUUUUCAGUUACUCGCUUUGGAUACAUACGCGUCUAACCGAUCGAGACGAUAGACGGACGUAGACACACACAUAGCACACACACACCUUCUUAGUAAGCCCAUACCACUACCACUACUGAAUUCCUGUCGCACACACGCUCGCACCUUUACCCCCCAUCCGACCCCUCCUUCGGCUGUCUUGUCAGUUGUUCCUGUCCUCGACGCUGCUGUUUGCAGCUGAAUCCAGGCUUGUUCGAGAAUCCCCUCCGCGGCGCCUAGGUCUCAUCCAUCACUCCUUUGCCUUGUCCGCUGCUGAAAGGCUCAUAGCAGCUGUUUGCGCCCUUGUCCAACCAAUCCAACCCCGGCGCAACCCCCGAGCCACCGUUGUCGUCGUUGUCAUCGCUAUUUCUUUUCUUUUCCAGACCAAUUUGGGAGAGGCUUGUGAACUAACGGAUUUGAAGCUGCGCACGUCUACAUCCCCAUCCCCAUCGCUCCCCCCUCCCCCGGGAUCCGUGCCUAGACCGCACACAAUUAGAGCACAUUCUCAAACUACCGACCGACCGACCAUCCAUCUGGAGACCGGCCUAGAAUCCGGCAGUCCAGAACAUACGCCCAAGCCCACCCGCCAUACGAACAAAUCCUACCCACACACACAAGGCGCCGCGCCAUGCUCUACUCCGCCUUCUUCUUCUCCUCCACGAUACUCUAGCAACCCGACCCGCUCCUCGUCCUCCCUCACCCGUCCCGUCCGACUUGUUCGCCUCGUCGGGAUUCUGACCUGGUUGCAAAGUAAUCUAUCACGUCGAAUCUUCCACCUUGUUAACCCUUCUCAUACCGGCGAGCUCUACCACUGACGGGGUUCACUUGCGAGCCGCAACUUCCCAUGCGCAAGCGAACGCCAGCAUGCCACCCCCCGAACAUGUCAUCACCAGCACCAGCAACCGUGGUCCCGGCAACGGCCCCAUAGUCACCCCUCUCCAGACGGCGAUCCCGGCCGAGGAUCCUGCCAAACCCGCCUCGCGCCCUUCUUCUGGAGACAGCGGCUUCAAUUUUGACACAUCAUCGCGAUCCGAUGUCGGUUCGCUACGUAGCGAUGGCGCACCGAGCAUAACCAGUAGCGGGCGCUUCUUCCGCGAGAACUUCAACCUCGCAGCUGCCGACGGCAAACGCUCACAUUCCGCAAGCCCUUUCCGCAUAUCCAUGCCUUACAUCACCCCGGGCCAGCUCGCCUUUUCAGCUAUGCAGUAUCUGCCCGUCCCAUUACUGGUCCUGAACAACCUAAAGACAGUCGUGCUCGCAAACGAAGCCAUGGGAAGGCUGCUUGGCAUGACGGACGACACGCGCGACGACAACUCAUUUGUUGCCGACAAAUUAAGAGGUCAAUCAUUGUCCCAAGUGGGUAUCGACAUGAUCCAGGAAGGACGCCCCGUGUGGGUCGGCUGGGAAGCCUUUUUGGAUUCACUCGUACUCGAAAUGGGUGCGAGACAAACCUCCAAGGACGCCGCCGAUAUGUUCGUCCAGGGUCAAGGCGGAGAAGCGACACCAACACCCAACUCCCUGGCGCCUCCGCCCUUACCAGAUCACCAGCCGGGCUCGCCGGCCGUCAAAGACGCCGUAGUGGAUGUCGUCAUUUCUCGUAAAGAACUCGGCAAGCCUGGGUACGAUUCUCGAAACCGGGCCGGGGCCUCGGAGCACCAGGUUUACGCCAAGAUGAUUGUGACCAUCUGGGAGAUUGAGGAUCAUCAGGUCUACUUCACCUUGACUUUCACUAGCUCUCAAUCACCGUCCUCGUCACUCGUGUCGAGUCGCAAAGCUGUAGCGAAACCUGGCAUUCUGGAGCAGGCCGACCGCAAAACAAUAUCAAACUCGAACCCGCCCUCCGUCAGCUCCAGCCACGACUCUAGUUCGCCCUCGUUCCGCGUGAGCCCUAGUGCAGUUUCCCUGUCAUCGAGUCCCUUCCCUCCCAUGGGACCUCCUUCGACAGUAGCACACACAAGUACGCCUUCCAUACUGCAGAAAAUGAUCCUGAUGAAGGACGCCUUGCUCGACAACACGACAAUGCCUAUUCUCGCCAUGUGGAAGGACGGUAGUGUGACGUUUCCCAACCGAGCCGCCCGUAUCCUCCUGCGGCAGGAAAGCGAUUUGGGAAAGUCUUCGGACGGAUUCGACCUGCUCCCUGGAUGGACCAUAUACGACGCGGAGUUCACCAGGGAGCUGGAUGUCACCGAAUAUCCAAUAUCCAUCCUACUGCGAACCGAGAUACCCUUCAGCAACAUGCGUGUAGGCAUGAUUGACCACGGGGGCAAGAGGAAGGUUUUCGAUGCCCUAGGAGAGGCCAUCCGAGAUGAUACAACAGGCGAGUUCUUGGCCGGAGUCGUUACCUUCCGAGAUGUCACCAAAAUGACGGAAGAGAUUACCGAGAUCAAGGAGCGGGACGAGGAGCGCUUCAAGCUGAUUUGUGACACGAUGCCGCAACUGGUCUGGACAACAAGGCCAGACGGUUUCCACGACUUUUUCAAUACCCGGUGGUACACGUACACAGGCCUGACUCCCGAAGAAUCGCUAGGCCUCGGGUGGAAACACCCCUUUCACCCCGACGAUAUGCCCGAAACCAUCAAAAGAUGGAAGCACUCACUAGCGACCGGUGACCCCUACUCAACCGAGUAUCGGUGCCGCAGUAGGACUGGCGAAUGGCGGUGGAUGCUGGGAAGAGCACUUCCGCUGAAGAACAAAGAGACUGGCGAAAUCGAAAAGUGGUUUGGAACCUGCACUGAUGUGAAUGAAGGCACCGAAGCGAAGCUUGCGGCUAGGAGCACCCGACAACAGCUGCUGAGUGUUCUUGCGCAUUCGCAAGUCACAAUCUUCACUGUCGACACCAAUCUGAAGCUCACAAUGCUGGAGGGUGCCUUGAUUUGGGACAGCAACGGAGAAGACAGUACGUCCCCUCACUCGAGCUGGUUCGUUGGUCAAGACAUGUACGAAGUCUUCAACCGUCUCAACCCUCAGUUAAAGGCUGGGGAGCGCCCAAAGUUCUUGCGACCCAUCGAAGAUAUCCUGGCAGGCGGAAAGACCGAAGAGGUAGCAGAGCACGGCAUGGAUGGCCGGUGGUAUCGCACAAGAUUCCUGCCCAUUUUCGGUAAAAAGUCCAAGGAAGGCAUCACAACCAAUGAGACUUGCAUCGAGGGAGUCAUUGGUGUAAUCAUGGACGUUAGUGAGCUGAAGGAGAAGGUUGAAGACCUGGAAGAGGAGUCCCGCGAGAAGAAGCAAGCGAUGGCCAACGAGGCAGCCGCAAAAGAGGCGAACAGACUGAAGAGUCAGUUCCUUGCUAACAUGUCUCACGAGAUCCGGACGCCAAUCACUGGUGUAAUUGGUAUGGCCGAGCUGCUGCGGGAUAUGGAGCUGGACGCCGAGCAAACUGAGUACGUCGAGAACAUUCAGCGGUCGGCCAAUGCCCUUUUGACCGUCAUAAACGACAUUCUCGACUUCUCAAAGGUUGAGUCGGGGCGCCUCGAUAUUGAAGAAGUUCAGUUCUCACUGUCGGUCAUCGUCACGGACGUGAAAAAGAUGCUGAGCUUUGCUGCCGAGCGGAAGAAUCUCGACUUCCGUUCAGAUAUCUCGGGUGAGGUCGAGAACGAUCUGGUCGUUAUUGGGGACCCCGGCCGCGUACGCCAGAUCAUUACGAACCUCUUGACCAACAGCAUCAAGUUUACCAACCAGGGCUAUGUUAAAUUUUCGGUUCAGAAGGAGAAGGAAACCUCUGAAAGCAUUGUCGUCAAGUUCGUCGUCGAGGACAGCGGCAUUGGCAUUGAAGAGGAGGUCCGGAAGAAACUUUUCCAACCAUUCAGUCAGGGAGACGCGUCUACAGCAAGGAAGUUUGGCGGUACUGGCUUGGGCUUGACGAUUUGCAAGAACCUUCUGGAGCUCAUGCACGGCGAGAUGACGUUGGAGUCGACACUCGGCAGCGGAACCGUCGCGACAUUCUGGGUCCCAUUCAACAAACCUCAACAGCAACGCGGUGGACCAUUGGUGGAAAUUGGUUCCAUCCCUGAUAGGCUCCAGUCCGAGAUGAGCGUUUCCUGCAAUAGCUCCGAUUUUGAGCAACUGCUCAACACGCCCCCUGCUUCGGGCGACUCUUCCCAGUUUCUCUCGGACAAGCACCAAGUUCCCUCUCGACGACUGUCCGUCCGGACGCCGCCAGCUUCGGACGAGGAGCUCUUGCCACGAUCUGAACGCGCCAAAAUCCGAGUGCUGGUUGUCGAGGACAAUGCCAUCAACCAGCAAAUCGCCACUAAGACGAUCAUGAAGCUAGGCUUCAGCGUGACAGCAACCUGGAAUGGUAAAGAAGCUCUAGAAUACAUGGCGGCGGCACGACAAGGCAAGCACGCCAAGCCAGACAUCAUUCUUAUGGAUGUCCAGAUGCCUGUUAUCGACGGCUAUAAGUGCACGCACCUACUGCGCCAUCACGUCCCGUACAAGGCGUACGUACAGGACAUACCCAUCGUUGCAAUGACAGCCUCGGCAAUCCAGGGCGACAAGGAGAAGUGCACCAGAGCAGGCAUGGAUGACUACCUUGCCAAACCGGUCAAAAGCAAGACGUUGGAAAGGAUGUUGGUUCGGUGGAGCUUGGUCAAGAGGCCACAAGCACAAACACUGCAGGGGUCGGAUAGCUCCAUGUCAGACUGCUCGGACACAGCCGAACAUUGCAGCAACGCCGACAUUCCUGGCAUCGCACACGACCAGCCCAGUUCUACGACGCCCCCGGACUCGACGCAAGCUGCUGCACCCUCGAGUCGGCAGCAAGACCAGAGUCAGGAGGAGCCGGACAGAGAGAGCCGGGGGGAUCCGGUAACGCCUCGGCCUCUUACUAGGAAUAACUCGUACGAGCCAUCGCCAUUCGAUUCCCCAGCCGUGGGGGAUGCCAUCAAGCCGAUACGACGGUCCGAGACGGACGAACUCGCUUUGCAGGCACAGCAAGGCAAGCUCAUGGACGCCGCUGGGGGCAAGAAGCUUCCGCGGCGAGGGGAAUCGUUCCAGACGGUGGUCGCGGGCGAUUCCCUGACGGAGGAAAACGUUGAGAAAUUGGAAAAGGAGGAAAGCAACCGAAGAUCAUAGACAUGAGGAGUUGGAGCAGCAUUCCUGCCUUUUGAUACCUCAUCAUGGACAGUCAGUAGUAGUAAAGCGAGGCGCACAGGGAACGGGCCUAUUUUAUCGUCUUUAACGGAGAAACAGCUCUGUACAUAUGGUUGGCGGAAACAGGGAAACGGGGAUCGUUGCGCGGCAGGUCAUGUUGCAUCUCGGCAUUUUGAUCGGCGUCUAAUAUGGGGGGUGUAAAAGCUUCCAAUAACCGGACCGGUCCUGGAUACCAAGGGAAGGGCUGGUCUUGUUCUGUUUCUUUGCUAGGCAAGUGUUUCUCUCGAUGGUAACGGUGUGGGUUCAUACACAUUCAGAACCGGCAUAGACGAGGAUUGAAAUGGGUCUCGCGGAAUUGGACGCUUCCAAACACGUGAUGACGGUGCACGCCUCGGGAGGGCUGAUUUGCAGUGACGAGAUUCUGCCACUUGCCGCUUACGAGUCCAGGAACAUUCAAUUUCACUUGACAAUGUUAAUACCCUUCCCGCAGUCGUGGUUUGCGCUGGCUAUGAGUGUGAGAGAGGUUGAACCUUAAGUUACACUACAUCACGAGUUUCAGACGCCAUGCGCGGUCGACAAUGCGAAAGCCAG
Messenger RNA from Colletotrichum destructivum, 6323 nucleotides. RefSeq names its product Putative PAS domain, signal transduction response regulator, receiver domain, CheY-like superfamily. Gene Ontology annotation, biological process: phosphorelay signal transduction system; protein autophosphorylation. Gene Ontology annotation, cellular component: plasma membrane. The record is from RefSeq and is a predicted model, not a curated record. Bases 1506 to 5714 code for a protein of 1402 amino acids. The transcript has 3 exons. Gene Ontology annotation, molecular function: histidine phosphotransfer kinase activity; protein binding; phosphorelay sensor kinase activity. NCBI's taxonomy places the organism in Eukaryota, Fungi, Ascomycota, Sordariomycetes, Glomerellales, Glomerellaceae.